Molecule: messenger RNA, 513 nt
Organism: Triticum turgidum subsp. durum (durum wheat)
Lineage: Eukaryota; Viridiplantae; Streptophyta; Magnoliopsida; Poales; Poaceae
Source: the annotation of a GenBank genome assembly
AUGUUCUUCCCGCUCGACGACGUGGCCCGAUGCUACAUUGCCUCGCUGGAGUCUCUCAACACCCUCGUCUCGCUGCUCUCCCACGGAGACCUCGCCAUGCAGGCCAGCGCCGCCAUCGUCCUCCUCGAGCUCGCCUCGUCCGCCGAUCGGCACACCGUCGGCAUCAUCUCCAGGACGCCCGGCGUAUGCAGUGCGCUCGUUGGCCUUACCAGGAACCCUGUGUCCCCGCAGACCACCAAGGUUGCGCUCGUCAUGGCCUACUACCUCAUCUUCGGCAGCGAUCGCAUGGCCGCCCGCUUCGCCGAGCUAGGGGAAGUGCUCAUCGUUGUGGAGCACCUCAUGGACGCCGACAAGGGGACGAGCGGGGAGGCACUGGCCGUGCUCGACGGCGUCCUAUGUACCGACAUCGGCCUCGAGUCCGCGCAUGCGCACGUGCUGGUCGUGCUGGUUCUGGUCAAGAAGAUGUUCCACGUGUCCAACAUGGCCACGGAGUUCGCCGUCUCCGCACUCUGA